This is a messenger RNA of Wyeomyia smithii (pitcher-plant mosquito), 1303 nucleotides long. RefSeq lists its product as uncharacterized. Lineage: Eukaryota; Metazoa; Arthropoda; Insecta; Diptera; Culicidae. The record is from RefSeq and is a predicted model, not a curated record. The transcript is spliced from 5 exons. Bases 1 to 789 code for a protein of 262 amino acids.
AUGUUGCUUGGAGCUGCGAAGCUUUUUACGACUUCGUGCAGGCGUGGAGAACACGGAAUUGGCCAAAUCGAAACAGAUAAAGACCAAUUGCCAUCAGACGCGAAUACCGACAGCUCAGCAAGCGACGAAGAUUUUGACGGCGGAAACAUUAAGCAAAGCAGCGAAGACAAACACCCAACAGAAAUCCAACCGGAUGUUGUCGAUGGUGCCAGCGGAUCACAAAUAAAGCAACGCGAAACCAUUCUUACGCCGAGCUUCCUGCAAUCACUUCUUGAAGCUACGGAAGAAGAGGAGGUGAACGACGGAAUCACGGCGGUAGGAUUCCCAACAAAUUUUCGAACCUUAAACAAAAGAAAAGAAAAAGUGAAAAAAGAAAAGGAACAUCUGAAACAACUAAACGUGCGCGGUCCAGUUGAUCCAUCCUUUGAUCCGGCUUCCAUUGAAGCGGCAGAUUGGUUGAUACUAAACAAGGAACCAUGGUCUGUUGUGCUGGAAAAGUGGCCAUUAAGCUUUAGUGUUAGACAGCUAUAUCUUGGAAGUGGCAGUUUAAUACCCAUACUUUUUUCAUCUUACCCUCAUUACAAGCUUUACCAUGGAUACCAGCUCAUUGAUAUUGACUACAAAUUUCUAAACAUCGGUGCACCCAAUGGAGUGCAGAAGUUGGAAUCUGCAACAGCCGCUAUUUCUUCAUUCAUCGCAAAAAAAGCCGCCGAUCCGUCAGCUGUAGGAUUAUUGAAAUAUUUAACCAACUGCGACAUUAACCAAGAUACCAAGCUGUGUGCACUUUAACUUGGACUGAGUACUGUUCUCCCACCAAACAUUGUUUAUACAAAGUUCAAGCCAACGAUUUACGAGGCUCAGGAGGAUUCGAUAAUAUUAAUAGAUUCUAGUGACCAAAUUACUACGAAGUUGAAAUCCACCUAUAAAUUAUAUGCGUAUAAAAAGCUUCCGAUUUCGCCCAAGCUAGUUGCUGUCGGAACAGGAUUGGACACUCUAACCGGAAGAUUUUAUGUGCAUCAUCCGGUUCCUGCUUCGAGUUACCAACGGCUACAAGGGCCAUCGACGUGCUGAUCAAAACCACACACACAUUUGGUUUAAAGUACUCGAAGAUAUCAAAACUCGUUUGACAUUUCAUAAGUUCCUUCGCUUACAACAUUGAACAUCCUACGCCAGUGUUAGCAGGCUCAAUAAUUUUAUCGCUCUAGUGGAAAGCACCUCUACCGAGAAUGUUUAGAUGUAUAUUCGAAUACUGUAACACAUCUUUCAAAGCCGCUGAAUAUAUUACACAUUUGAGAGAUUUCCA